AUGCUAUCCCGGCAUCGCCGUCGACCCUCUCACGCCCCGUCCACACUGAACAACCGCCCCAUAUGGCCGUUGGUGCUGCUCCUCGUGCUGGUCCACCUCUCGGCCGUCUUGUAUACGCUGCCUCUGAACCGCGUCGUUGAGCUGCGCCUCUGCCAAGAGCAUUACAAGGUGCACGAUCCGGCUGCUGUGCUGCCAGACGGCUCCGUACCAGAGCGGCUGUGUAAGAUCGAUCCUGUCCAGCGUCGUCUGGCCUGGCUGCAAGGUACCAUGGAAACGACGCUUGUUGCUUGUGACUUCAUCGUAACCAUACCCUUUGGCUUUGUCGCCGAGCGGUGGGGCGUAAAGGUUGUCUUGUGGUGUAAUUUACUGCCCAGGAUCUUCAUGAGUGCUUGGGCCAUGGCUGUGGGCUACUUUGCGACUAUUCUGCCGACAAAGGCUAUCAUUGCCGGUCCAUUCCUGAAUGUCCUGGGAGGCGAGUGUGUACUGCAGUCAACCAUAUACACGCUUACUUCGGCCCUGACGACCGAAUAUGUGCAGAGAGCAUCCUACUUUUCGUAUAUCAGCUCGACAUCAUAUGUCGUUUCCUUCUUGGGGCCGACGUUGGCUUCGUAUACCAUGAGCAGGAGCUUUUGGUUGCCCUUUUGGAUUAACUUGGCUCUUCUACUCUGCGCGAUACCCACGGUUGGGUUGCUUCCCGCGACCUCGAAACCCCCUGCUGCACAUGCCGUACCACAGGGUAUUCCGCAGGCGACAGACGAGGAAUCGGGUCCAUUGCUCGGAAGCACAAGUGCCAGCUCAGAUAGACAUGCCAAUGACCUGGACACGCACCUUGGUAUCUUCCAGAGAAUUGCGCAUGCUAUCCGUCGAAUGAGGCGUUUGAUUACUGGUCGCAGAAAGUUCCAGGUCUUGCUGUGUUCCUUCUUUCUCACUGCACUCGCGAGCUCAGAUACAAAGCUCCUGGUGCAAUACAUCUCCAAGAGAUAUGAAUGGACUUUUGCUCAGGCUGGCUACAUGCUCUCUGCCAAGGCCUUGGUGAAUUUCACUCUGCUUGCCAUCGUCGUGCCCCGUAUCAUUCGUACCUCGAUGGAAACGAGCACUGUCCGCGGCUCAGAAGUACGCCUCAACAUCUUUGGGGCGGAAAUCUGCAUCGCUAUUUCUGUCGUUGGCGUACUGUGUGUGGCAAUGGCUUCAAGGUUUUGGAUGUUGCUUGCUGCUCUGAUCCUGUAUGCCCUUGGCUCAGCUCUACCCGUAUUCACCAUGUCGUUGGUCAAGUCGCCUCUUAUCGCGCUGGCGCACUCGGAUGUCCAGGACUUCAGCAUAGUCAUGCUAACCAAGACGCUUGGAUCUUUGGUCGGUGCUCCUCUGAUGGCUUUUCUGUGGGUGCAGGCUAUCAAACUAGGAGGUAUUGGUGUUGGUCUGCCGUAUUAUGUCUCAGCGUGUAUCUAUCUCGGUGCAGCAUAUGUCAUCGCAAGCUUGCGAAAGUAGAAGACUAUUUCUUAACAAUAGAAGAAUACAAACAGAAGUCUAUCCCAUCCUCUCAGCUUGUGUAGUCAAACAGGAAUGAGAACAGCACAGCUCGCAAUCAUGUAUGCGCUUACACCAAACGCGCCCUGUAUGUCGUACUUGAAUCUUGACCACAGGAUGCCAAAGAUUAGACUAGCAAUGAU
Molecule: messenger RNA, 1667 nt
Organism: Exserohilum turcica Et28A
Lineage: Eukaryota; Fungi; Ascomycota; Dothideomycetes; Pleosporales; Pleosporaceae
Exons: 7
Coding region: 1-1485 (494 amino acids)
Biological process (GO): transmembrane transport
Cellular component (GO): membrane
Molecular function (GO): transmembrane transporter activity
Source: RefSeq, a predicted model, not a curated record